UGACUAUAAAUACAGCGUUCCGUCUAGAAUUGCAUUUCAACUUGAAACUUUGCCCGCUCUACCUUUCUCUCAACCAACUACUACACAUUCUUCACCAUGCCUUCUGCAAAGUCAAGCGGCAAGGGUAAGGUCAGCGGCAAGGUCAAGAGCGAAGAAACCAAGUCUACGUCCCGUUCUACUAGAGCUGGUCUCCAGUUCCCAGUCAGCCGUAUUCAUCGCAUGUUGAGGAGAUCCAACGUCAGCAAGCGUAUUGGGUCUGGUGCACCCGUAUACCUUGCUGCAGUACUAGAGUACCUGUCAGCUGAAAUAUUGGAGUUGGCAGGAAACGCAGCUCGUGACAACAAGAAACGUCGUAUCAAUCCUCGUCACCUUCAACUAGCUAUUCGUAAUGAUGAAGAGUUGAGUAAACUACUCGGAGAUGUGAUUAUCUCUGAGGGUGGUGUCGUGCCUUACAUCAACCCUGCAGUACGUUUUUCCUCUACCAGCUAUUGAAUCAUCUUAAAAUGACCCCGUAUAGCUCCUUCCUGCAAAGAGCAAGAA
This is a messenger RNA of Suillus bovinus, 540 nucleotides long. RefSeq names its product histone-fold-containing protein. The coding region runs from base 97 to 492 and encodes 131 amino acids. Gene Ontology annotation, cellular component: nucleosome. The transcript has 3 exons. The record is from RefSeq and is a predicted model, not a curated record. Lineage: Eukaryota; Fungi; Basidiomycota; Agaricomycetes; Boletales; Suillaceae. Gene Ontology annotation, molecular function: structural constituent of chromatin; DNA binding; protein heterodimerization activity.